AUGGCCUCAAUCAUUAGGUCCUUUACUGAUUAUAUCCUCUACCAGCCCGAGCCAUCACUGCCAAAUGGCUUUCUCAAAAUUACUUCCGUGACCUCUCAAAAACUGGGCGAUCUUGGCCCUACAUUCUCUUCUCCUCUGGUCGUUUCUCCCGCCACCAACAAGCGAAAAAGCUCCGAACUCGAUGAUUCCAAGCAUACUCUUCGCCCUCCGAUCACUCCCCCUCAACCCAGGAUCCCCGAAGGCAACCAACACUUUAUCGUGGAAAUUCCAAGUCCUUCUCUCUCUUUAGACCAAUACGUCAAGGUCCAACCUAAACAUGAUGGUCUAUCCGAAAAGUACUACCCGGUCGAGUCCAUCGAACGGAGUAAAGCCUUUGACCGCCGGUAUCCAUACAAACGGACUGUUAAGCGCAGUCUUGUUCCUCUGUCUGCGGAUAUCGGUGAUCAACACGGUCGAGAUUUUAGAUCUGAAGAUCUGGAAACUAUCCAAAGGGCAUCUCUGACUCACAGUCUCUCGCGCCUUCAAGCUGACGGCCCGGAGGUAUUUUUUAAUAUUGAGAAGCAAAAUCUCUUUCUGCUUGCUGCGUCCAAUUUCGGCUUUGUUAAAGAUUACAUCCUAAGAGAUAACGUCCAGCCCGUCCCAGAAGCUUUCAAUUCCGGUUGUGAAUGCGCAGGAGGCGCAUGUGAGCCUGAUAAAUGCAGUUGUCUUGCCACGGAAGAGGAUUCGGAAGAAUUGAUCGUCCCGUAUCAAUUGGGGAAGAUGGCACUCGAUCCCCACUUUUUAAAACGCAAAUCUAUGAUUUAUGAAUGUAAUCAUCGAUGCGGCUGCCGUGGUAAUUGUCGAUUCAACGUCACUCAACGUGGCCGAAGAUUCCGUCUAGAGAUCUUCCAUACCGGUAACCGCGGAUUCGGUCUUCGUUCCCCAGAUGAUAUCCAAGUUGGGGAAUACCUCGACCGUUACCUCGGUGAGGUAUUGACAAAAGAAGAAGCCGACCAGCGAGAAGACGACCAGAAGAUUUCCUAUCUUUUCGGCCUUGAUUUCAUGGUUGGCUCAACCGAUAUCUCAGAGCAGGAGAUCUAUGUUGUGGAUGGGCAGAAAUUCGGCAAUGCCACCCGUUUUAUGAACCACUCUUGCAAUCCGAAUUGCAAGAUUAUCCCCGUCUCGAUCAACCACGGCGACGAAAAACUGUAUUAUCUCGCCUUUUUCGCCCUCCGCUACAUUCCUGCAGGAACAGAGUUGACCUUUGACUACAACCCGGGCUUUGACAAAAAAGAGAAAAUGUCCUCCGGCGCUGUCAAGUGUCUCUGCGGCGACAAGAGAUGCCGCGGCCAACUUUGGCCAAAUGCAAGAAAGCAGAACCAGCAGGGUGUCUCGGCUGACACUUCAGCCAGUUCCAGCUCCUCUGACGAAUCAUGA
Penicillium manginii is the source of this 1416-nucleotide messenger RNA. RefSeq lists its product as uncharacterized. The record is from RefSeq and is a predicted model, not a curated record. Gene Ontology annotation, cellular component: nucleus. Gene Ontology annotation, molecular function: zinc ion binding; protein binding; histone methyltransferase activity. Bases 1 to 1416 code for a protein of 471 amino acids. The transcript has 2 exons. Lineage: Eukaryota; Fungi; Ascomycota; Eurotiomycetes; Eurotiales; Aspergillaceae.